CGCUGCUGCUCCCGCGGUUGCUGGGGGUGGGUGAGAGGUGGAGCUGUCGCGUUCCAGGUGCUGUCUCUUGUUGGUUUUACCUGAGGAGCGUUCCUUCUUAAGUCGCACCCUGACUCCGGCGGUGCCAAGGGGGAGUCCCUGCGGACACCUCGACACGCAGUGGAGAUGCCUCUCUUUGCCACCAAUCCUUUCGACCAGGAUGUUGAGAAAGCAACCAGUGAGAUGAACACUGCUGAGGACUGGGGCCUCAUUCUGGAUAUUUGUGAUAAGGUUGGCCAAUCUCGCACUGGACCUAAAGAUUGCCUUCGGUCUAUUAUGAGAAGGGUGAACCACAAAGAUCCUCACGUUGCUAUGCAAGCAUUGACUCUUCUAGGCGCAUGUGUAUCAAACUGUGGCAAAAUUUUUCAUUUAGAAGUCUGUUCAAGAGAUUUUGCUAGUGAAGUAAGCAACGUAUUAAACAAGGGUCACCCUAAAGUAUGUGAGAAGUUAAAAGCUCUCAUGGUUGAGUGGACAGAUGAAUUUAAGAAUGAUCCGCAGCUUAGCCUGAUAUCAGCAAUGAUAAAGAACCUUAAGGAGCAAGGAGUUACCUUCCCAGCUAUUGGCUCUCAGGCUGCAGAACAAGCAAAAGCAAGCCCAGCUCUAGUAGCCAAGGACCCUGGUACUGUGGCUAACAAAAAAGAAGAAGAAGAUUUAGCAAAAGCCAUUGAGUUAUCACUCAAGGAGCAAAGGCAGCAGUCUGCUACCCUUUCCACGCUAUAUCCAAGCACAUCCAACCUGUUAAUCAACCACCAACAUGAGGGCCGAAAAGUUCGAGCCAUUUACGACUUUGAAGCUGCUGAAGAUAAUGAACUUACUUUUAAAGCUGGAGAAAUUAUCACAGUUCUUGAUGACAGUGAUCCAAACUGGUGGAAAGGUGAAACCCAUCAAGGCAUCGGGUUAUUUCCCUCUAAUUUUGUGACUGCAGAUCUCACUGCUGAACCAGAAAUGAUUAAAACAGAGAAGAAGACAGUACAAUUUAGUGAUGAUGUUCAGGUAGAGACAAUAGAACCCGAGCCGGAACCAGCUUUUAUUGAUGAAGAUAAAAUGGACCAGUUGCUACAGAUGUUGCAAAGUACAGAUCCCAGUGAUAACCAGCCAGAUCUACCAGAACUACUUCAUCUUGAAGCAAUGUGUCACCAGAUGGGACCUCUCAUUGAUGAAAAACUGGAAGACAUUGAUAGAAAGCAUUCAGAACUCUCAGAACUUAAUGUCAAAGUGAUGGAAGCACUUUCAUUGUAUACAAAGUUAAUGAACGAAGACCCGAUGUAUUCCAUGUAUGCAAAGUUACAGAACCAGCAGUAUUACACGCAGCCAGCUGCAGUGGCGGGUGCGCAGGUCUAUCCCGGGCCACCUCAGAGUGGCGCUUACCUGGUUGCAGGGAGUGCACAGAUGAGCCAUUUGCAGAGCUACAGUCUUCCCCCGGAGCAGCUGUCUUCUCUGAGUCAAGGCGCGGUUCCUCCGUCUGCCAGCCCAGCCCUUCCUACUCAGCAGACCCCACCUUCCUACCCCAAUGCAAUGGUCAGUUCUGUUCAAGGAGCUACGUAUCCUACCCAGGCUGGAAUAUAUAGUCCUCCUCCUGCUGCUGCUGCUGUUGCCGCAACUGCUGAUGUCACAAUCUACCAGAACGCAGGAGCUAAUAUGUCCCAGGUGCCAAACUAUUCCUUAACAUCGUCCACCCUGUCUCAGCCAGGAGCCAGCCAACAGCCACCUCAGCCACAGCAACCCUACUCUCAGAAGGCUUUGCUAUAGGACCUGGUUUUCUGCUUUGUGGCAAAAACCUGCUAAAUGCCGCUGACAAUGUUACAAGAUCCAUUAAUAUUUUAAGAUUUGUUUAUCCUCGGCUUAUAGGCAUCUGUUUUGGUCAACAAGUUCAAAUAUUUAAGAAGGUAAAACUCUCCGAUUUGCACAGAUAUUUUAGAGGUUCACCUCUCCUUCUCCCCCAGAGGACUGCAACUACUUACGGCAUUUAAUUCCUUUCAUCAUAUGAAGAAUUGACACAAGAUUAUUUGUCUCGUAAAAUUAUCUGGUCUGCAAAAAGUCAAACUUACAAAAACUCUUGUGGCAUAUGUUAUGUACAUAUAUUGAUAUAUAACUUCAUUAGUGGCCAUUGGAAUCACAGUGGUGAUCAUGUGAAUAUAUUUAACACUGUGUUAAAUUAAUUUACUUUGCUGUUUUAUUUUAGUCAUGACAACUACUCUGUUUCCUAAUGUUUUAUGUAAAUUUAAGGUAAUUACACUAUCCUUUUAACUGCGAGAGAACAAAGUUGUAGCAUAUUCAUGUGAAGGCAUUGUUGUCUAACCUUCCUUUUACUAUUUUACUAAUUGUGAGCUACACUUAAGUAUACUACAUUUUUUCUGUGGCCUCUCCAUACUACUGGCUGUCAUCACACCAGCGUACAGUAGCUAAAUUUUUGCUGCAGGUAUAAAAAUGAUAAUAUUCCCCUUUAAACUUCCAUUUUGGCAUGAUAUUUCAGAUAUUGUGGGACCACGAGACAAAAUUAAGUAGAAUCAUGUUCUUUACAUCUUGUUUUUAAAGAAAUAAUGUCUGUUUCCUUUUUCCUAGUUGAAGAUAGCAAUUAGGUUUCUAAGCUGUAUACUGUGUUAAUUGGUGGCAGUGACACCAAAGAUAGAGGCAAUGGGUAGAAAGUUUUAAGCUUGAAAGAAAACAUGAGUUACACUACAUUUUCUGUCUCUUGUAAUUACUUAGGAUAGAAACAAAAUUUGAUUCAUCUGUCCAACCUAAGUCUUUUAAAUAUGUCUCUAACACAUUGUAUUCUUUAAUUCUUCAUUAAAAUGGAUAUAAGUAGA
This is a messenger RNA of Octodon degus (degu), 2846 nucleotides long. It is a transcript of the gene Stam, whose product is annotated as signal transducing adaptor molecule. The record is from RefSeq and is a predicted model, not a curated record. The coding region runs from base 166 to 1788 and encodes 540 amino acids. The transcript has 14 exons. Gene Ontology annotation, molecular function: phosphatidylinositol binding; ubiquitin binding. Gene Ontology annotation, biological process: protein transport to vacuole involved in ubiquitin-dependent protein catabolic process via the multivesicular body sorting pathway. Gene Ontology annotation, cellular component: ESCRT-0 complex. Lineage: Eukaryota; Metazoa; Chordata; Mammalia; Rodentia; Octodontidae.